Messenger RNA from Hemisphaericaspora subhashii, 1089 nucleotides. It is a transcript of the gene RAV2, whose product is annotated as Rav2p. The coding region runs from base 1 to 1089 and encodes 362 amino acids. The transcript has a single exon. Gene Ontology annotation, cellular component: RAVE complex. Lineage: Eukaryota; Fungi; Ascomycota; Pichiomycetes; Serinales; Debaryomycetaceae. The record is from RefSeq and is a predicted model, not a curated record.
AUGACUAGUGAUCUAAUAACAGAAAUUCAAGAAUAUCAAAAUAGUAACGAACUAUGUUGGUUAAUUUCAAAUGUAAUACUUCCGGAAUUUCCCCAAAUUAUCGAGGCACUUCAAAUCUCAUCGAAUUUAAUAUUCUAUAAUUCUCCCCAGGUUCCAGAUCCAGCGAACAGAAUCGAGCGAGGACCAUCAAUAAAGCUUCCGGUGUCGACCGGAAAACUGGAUGCAUUAAAGGGAAUUAUGGUAAGAGACGGUGCAUGUAUCACCGAAUUGGAGGUUUCAAUUAGAGAGCCACAUGUGAAUAAACAUAUCAAUAAGUUACAUUUGGUUGGACCAUUAUUGCUACAACAACUAGUGACUACCAAAGAGGAAAUUGAUGAUGCUAUUAGUAUUCUUAAUGAAUUAUCGUCAAUGAAGGAAUGUGGUUCUGAUAUUCACAAAAAUUUAAUAUCUUCUUUCAAUGAAUUAUUAAAUAAAAUUCAAACUGCGAAAACGAGUUUACAAUUACCAAUAGAUCCAAUGCUAGUAUUUCCUUUAAACAUUACAGAUUCGAAUAAUUUUGAACCUGUUUUACCUCCGUCAAUUGCAAUUGACUUUUAUAUUAGUCAAGCUGAGGUAUGUAUCGAUCUUAAGAGUCUCCAUCGUGUUACAGAAAAGCCUUGGUGUGAAAUCGACCUGUCGACAGGGAAAUCAUACAUCGAUAAAUUACGAGAUGAGAUGAAAUUACCUACAAGCUCUCAAGCGUCAAUGCACGCCUCUACAUCUAGAGAUGGUAAACAGCCGCAAACUCCCCCUUUGCAUGUAUCUGAUGUCGAAAAGCGUUUACAGGAAUUGGUGUUGGCAAAUUCGGUAUCAUCCCAACCGCAUUCAAUGAUUGGUAAUUUCAUGAGCCAUUUGCAAUUGAGGCCAAAACAUGAGCCAGUUGAUUAUAUAACGAAAUGUAUGACUUAUAAUAAUAUGGUGGUAAUGGUUAACAAAAAAAUCGAAGUAUCUUCUCCUGACCCGGUGUUAAUGAGUGCUUUUACAAAACUUGACAGUGUUGAAUAUAUGAUAGGUAGCUUUCUCGAUAAUUUGCAUAACUUGCUAGAUUAG